UGUAGCCGUGGUGAUUGCUUGACGCUAUCGUUUUGGAGAAUGGCCUGUCCGAAUGAAGUACACGAUGUUUUGUUUAGUAAAGCUCGAGUUGUGUUGAAUAAUAAUGUCAAGCGUCUUUGGUUUAAGAUCAACCCAUUCCUAGAAAGGAAAGAUACUUUAAAAGGAUUCAGUCAACCAGAGCAGUUGAGUAAAUUUGUGAAAUUAUUGCAGUCAAGUGUUGGUUGUGAGCAAUAUUUUUCAGACGAGUUGACAACAUUCCAGGAUGUCACCGUAGAAGAAUUCUGGGAUUUCCUGUAUUCUGACAAAUGGUCCCAUGGCUGUUCUAUACGGAUACUGGAAGGUCAACUGUUGGACUAUAUCAUCACAGCUCUGUAUGUCCUAGAGAAGACAAACAUCAUAGGACAUCAUAACACUUUUGCUUUUGCUAGGAACCAGCGAGAAAGACGAGGCUGUUAUAAACUAUCUAAUGAAGAAAAGGGGUGUACAUUAAUAGAGGAAACCUUGUUAUUAGAAUUUACGUAUUAUGGACGGAAAACCGAGAAGAAGUCUAAAGACAAGCCCUCUUCAACUCCCGAGACAACAACUGAAUCCACAUUCCACACCAUCACAGAGGAGGAGGAAGAGGAAUCGGACGAUUUUGCCACCAUGCAAAUCCUCUCCCGGUCAAGGAAAAGGAAGCAGAGUAUAUUCCAUUACAAUUUCGACCCAUAUUCGUCACACUCCUUCAAAAGAAAUUCUAUGUUUGUAUCAUCUGAUAACAAAGAGGAAAUGAAUGACAUUUCAAGACGGUUAGAGUACAUGGUAAAAACUGGCUGUGUAAAGAAUGACCCAGAUGACAUAAAAAAUACUAUUCGGAACUGGAAUGACCAGGAAUCUCGAAAUAAUGGAGACACAAUGUCAGAAAAAAGUACAACUGGAAAUGCAUCGGACAAACCAAAUGUAGAAAUCAUACCACAGAUUCCACGCGAUGACCCGAAGUCCAAUCAAAGUAGUCCGGAUAAUGAAUAUAAAAUGAAAGCAAGAGUGCGCAACUUGGCAAAAUUUGGCUGUACUGAAAAUGAUGUGUUUGGUGAUGGGUUAGAUGUGCAGGUGGUAGAUGAUGUCAAAACUUUGGAAACCUUCGACACCGGCGAAGAAUUCUAUUUAGGAGAAAACAUAACAAAAACUCUAACAGAAGAUUUGAAUGUUGAAGAUAAGCUAAGAUCGAAACUUAAAGACAAACAGAAAAUGCGCGAAGAGAAAAAAGCCAUAGAAAUAGACUGGCAGAAACACCAUCAAGGUUUGCCAAAGUACAAAGAAAUUGAUUUUAGCCAGUACGCAAAUACGAAAAGAGUCCUAAGGAUACCACCGCGAGUUCCAACAUUUGAAGAAUUCCUAUAUAUCCUAGAAGAGGAAGAAAAGUACGAUCCAAGAUUUCGACGAGCUAAACAAAUGUCCAAGAAGGUAGCCAAACGUUACAAUAUUCAAAGAGAGGCUCUGAGAAGUAAAAGAUCUGAUAAAGCAUUAGCAGAAGAGACGAGUCCUGAAGAUGACAACAAAUUGCCGCCAAUUGGAAUAAAACAAGGACAAUUAAAAUAUAGGCAAAAUACCAUAGGAUUUGCUGAAGAAGUAGGUGGCGUGACAGAUUCAAAAGCUUGCGAAAGAUGGGUAAUAGAUCAACAACAAGGGUUGAGAAAAAGGUCGCCGAGCAGACGCUUUACUGCAUUUUCAGAUGAGGAUGAACGAGAAAGGUCCGUUUCUUUUGAAUAUGAGUCAACAUUAUAUGAUUUUGAUGUAAUGAGGCGAGGAUCGUCUGUUGAAUCUGACAUCCCUCUGGUUUUUCUGACUUCUGCGUCAGGAACACUCACAGAACUUCUCCAUGAAGAAGAGGCGGAAACUGUUGAAAAUAUAACGCCUAAAAAAAACGAGACAAAAAUGACCAUUUCUACACUUUCAUCUCCGUUAAUAGUAAAAAAUAAGUUAAUGACUAAAAAAAAGUCAAUAAAAGAAACGAAAUCUAAGAAGCCAUCCCCUUUGAGAAAAACUCUUCCAAAGAAAUUGGAAGUCCCAUCUCCUGAAACUGAAACAGAUGAAGAACCAGAAAAGGAAAUGUUUGAUACUAAAAAGCUGAAUUUAAAAUACAGUUUCGAAAAGUUAAGAGGGAAGCAGAUUAAAAAGAAGGAGCCGUCAUUCAUUGAAGUCCUAAAAAAAUACUACAAAAUUCAAAAAGUGGUAAACAAAUUCACAUCACAAAAGAAAGGUGGUAGAAGGAGGGGUAUAUUUGCGCGGUUAAUGAAGUUACCUAUGGAAGAACACAAAGAAGAUUUACCUCCAAUCGGAACAUUAAAGAAGUUCGAUUUUUUAAAUCACAAAGCUCCACCAUUGAACCAGGGAGAAAACGUUUCGUUUGAUACAGUAUCAAUGCUCGAUUUCACAGCAAAAGUUCUUAAAGCUUUAGAUGACUUUGUUGUCAGGAAGGAACAGGUAGUUUCGGAUUAUUAUUCCAAGACUUCUAUGACCAUCACGUUCACCAGAAAAUCUGUUUUCAAGAUGAAACAAGAUUAAUUUUCGGAAACCUGAAAUUGGUAUUCAGGAAAAUAAAUAUCAUGACAUUGUAGUUGUUAUAAAAGAGAUAUACAAAUAAUGUUAUUAAAUUGAAUUAAAGUUUUG
Mytilus trossulus (common blue mussel) is the source of this 2649-nucleotide messenger RNA. RefSeq lists its product as uncharacterized. The transcript is spliced from 4 exons. Bases 40 to 2544 code for a protein of 834 amino acids. NCBI's taxonomy places the organism in Eukaryota, Metazoa, Mollusca, Bivalvia, Mytilida, Mytilidae. The record is from RefSeq and is a predicted model, not a curated record.